This is a messenger RNA of Verticillium alfalfae VaMs.102, 1005 nucleotides long. RefSeq lists its product as hypothetical. The coding region runs from base 1 to 1005 and encodes 334 amino acids. The record is from RefSeq and is a predicted model, not a curated record. The transcript is spliced from 2 exons. Lineage: Eukaryota; Fungi; Ascomycota; Sordariomycetes; Glomerellales; Plectosphaerellaceae.
AUGGAGCUCCCGCGCUACCUCCGCCGCCCGCCCAUCCGCACCUUCGCCCUGAGGCCCCUCUUGAUCCCGCUUCCCCUCCUCGCCGUGCUGACGCUUGCCGUAAUCGUGGUUCAUGCCGAUGUCAACACGGCUCUCCUAUUCUCGCAAUGCCACGCGCGAUCACGCCUCCCGUCUGUCUCGUGGAUCCCCGGUCUCGGUGCCACCCUAUGCUUCGCCCUCUCCUUCUUCCAGCUGGCUCUCGCCUCCGUCCGGUCAUGGGCAGUCAUGGCUGUGAGCCUCAGCUUCCUCGCCGCACUGCUGACCAUAACCAUUGUCGAAUCAUCCCGCAACGGCAGCCGCCCGAACUGGCUGCUGCGCCGUCUCAUGCUGCUCUGGCUCGUCAUGAACCUCCUCGGCGGCUCCAUCAUCUGGCAGCUCCUCAUCGUCGGCAGCUUCAUGCUGCAGAUGGGCCGUGAGGUCCGCUUCAAUCCCACCAACCGCCGUCGCCUGCGUCACGUAUCCUCGGCCUCGAGCUCGAGCUCCUCCAACGACGAAGAGUCUGCCGCACUCGCCGCCGAAGAAGAGGUAGAGCCUGAGGCCGAGUCUCUCACCGCCGAGGAGGCCCUCAAGCGCAAAAUCCGCCGCCGCCACCUCGAGACCGACGCCGACGCAGUCGCCAUCCCCGACGCCGUCGCUCUCGGCUUCGUCCUGCCCUCCAUCCUCAUGCUCAUCUACAACACCCCCGCCACCAUCGGCCUCUGGCUGCUCUUCCCCAUCUGGGUCUCCCUCUUCCGCCGCGCCGCCAAGACGGCCAUUCACAGCCUCCAGCCCCGCCUCUUCCCCAGCCGCCGCCGCCGCUCUGCUCUCUCUUCGAACGGGAGCCACCGUCGCACCCUCGACCUCGAGUCGAACCGCCCCGCUCUGGCCCUCGUCUACCUCGUCCCCGUCGUCUGCUCGCUCGCGGCCCACAUCCACUGGAUCUGGAGCCUGACCCAAAUCAAGUGUCUUUCUUGUCUUGUCUUCUGA